Brienomyrus brachyistius is the source of this 6670-nucleotide messenger RNA. RefSeq names its product myotubularin-like. The transcript is spliced from 13 exons. Gene Ontology annotation, molecular function: phosphatidylinositol-3,5-bisphosphate 3-phosphatase activity. The record is from RefSeq and is a predicted model, not a curated record. Gene Ontology annotation, biological process: mitochondrion distribution; negative regulation of autophagosome assembly; dephosphorylation. Gene Ontology annotation, cellular component: plasma membrane. NCBI's taxonomy places the organism in Eukaryota, Metazoa, Chordata, Actinopteri, Osteoglossiformes, Mormyridae. The coding region runs from base 1671 to 4106 and encodes 811 amino acids.
UGUACAUUUCUCACUUUAAUAUUUUAUGAGGACACCGCCGAGUACCUCGCAGACUAACACCGCGGCGCGAUUCAGGCGGCGGAGCGGACGGCAGUCGGCAGGUGGCGUGUUAACUAGGCUGUCCCGAGUCAGGCUCGCUCCGUUAGCCAGCUAGCUAACCUCCCGGUGCUGGCGGCGGUGGGUGCCGCCGCUGAACUUAUAUAACUCCGCCUUACGGGCUGGCCUCUUAUAGAAGGAAAAGGACCAUUCCUCUGCCCCUUUAGUCCUAUAGUUCGCUUGCCCGAUGUCUGCUAGCCGGACAGCUUCGUGUAAGAAGUUCUGCGUUUGUCCCCCUCCCCAAAACUUUAGUUGUCACCAACUUCAGACGUUCGCUGGAUAGUGAGGCUUGAAGGGGGGCAUCUCCGGCCCGGCGUCUCCUUCGGCUAUGAGGCCUUAAAAUCCGCCAGUUUGGCCGUCCAGAGACGACCUGCAGCUUGUCCCUCGGUGUGUGUGUGGCUGUGCGGUUCCCGAGGACCGCCGGGGUGAGAGCGGAUGGCGUUUUAUGCCGGUUACUUCGAGUUUGUGGUGACCAGCAGCUAGGCCGAGUGAUGGUCACUCAGCUACAUACUGUAUGUCCCGGUUUUGCUUUGCCCAUAAAAGUUACUUAGUCAGGCACUCAAGCUGUAGGUGUCGUCCGCUAAAUCGUACCUGUCCUCCCGCAGUGCGCUGACUGCAGGUUGGUCUGGUUUGCAGUACAGGCUCCCAGCUGAAAUAUCCCACUCCUUCGAGUUACUGUAAUAUGGCCUUGCUGAGGACUUGUCUUGAAAUUUGAUUAUAUGUUGAAAGUAGUUUGCAGAAACAAGAAUCCAUGCCAAAAUAUGAAAUAUAGUCACGUGGAUUGUAAUGACGGUGUGUUGGGAGACAGAUUGGUUUUUAAAAAAUCCACAUUUUUGGGGGGUUUGAAAAUGAACAUUCAGAUUAAGCGAAAUAUUAGCAAGCAGGAGAGUGUGGGGGGGAUGUGACUGUGGCUGGUGAAAUCUCAGCCGGGGGUAUUUGAGUAAAUGCUGCGGAUGAGAUGUGAAAGUGGGUGAAUUUCACUCCAGUUAGACAAUAUGCAGAAAGAGCUAUUCCCCUAAUGAUAGAACGAUUUAUGGGUGAAAUUGUGUUUUACACAGAUGGUGCACAUGUUUUUAAUGCACUGCUUAAACUUUAUUGCCACCAAAAACACCUUUUUAGUGAAAUGUCUGGACUAAUCAACCAUGCCCAAUAAAUUAACCUGUUGCUUUGCUGAUUUGGGGGCGGUGCUGAUUUUGACGGUGCUUGAACUCACUGCAGAUUGCCUGCUUCAUCGUUAUAACUGUUACAGUCAUCGAUUGUAAUGACCCUGCUGUGGCUUUGCAUGGGUUUCACAUGGUUAGAUUAUGCAGAUAUGGAUGUUAAAAAUAUUCCCUGUGGCCUGACUUGGCUGGGCGAGGUUUCUGUGUUCUUUACCUCACCUUCUAUUCAUUUAGGUCAGCUGCACUAUGACCUCCUAGGCCCAGUCUGCGUUAACCAUCAACCGCUGGUGACUGCAUGACAGCUCGUGGCGAGUGGGACUUUGCUUUACAGCUGCUGGGUUUCGUCAGUGAAAGAUCUCACUUUUUAUCUGCCCCUUCCCAGCUGGAAGUGUCUCGUCCAGAGCACCCUGAGCUAUGGCCUCCGCUUCGUUACCAGUGUAUAACUCAAACUCUCUGGAUAUAAGCUCCUGCAAAAAUGCGUCAAGGGAGAGCCUUAGGAUGGAGCUGCUCACUGACGCCCCUUGGCUGCCUGGGGAGGAGAGGGUGAUCGACAAAGACAUCAUCUACAUUUGCCCCUUCAGUGGGGCAAUAAAGGGCAGAGUGUUCAUCUCCAACUACAGGCUGUUCUUCAGGAGCGCGGAUGCUGACCCUGCGGUGACUCUUGAGGUGCCACUUGGAGCCAUAAGUCGGGUGGAGAAGAUGGGUGGGGCUUCGAGCCGCGGAGAGAAUUCCUAUGGGCUUGACAUCACGUGCAAGGACAUGAGGAAUCUGCGAUUCGCUCUAAAGCAGGAGGGCCACAGCAGAAGGGACAUCUUUGACAUCCUGUUUCGAUACGCCUUCCCCCUUUCCCACGGACUGCAACUGUUUGCUUUCGUGAGCCAGGAGAAGUUUUCGGAAAACGGCUGGAAUGUUUACAGCCCAAUGCAGGAAUUCAGGCGGCAGGGUCUGCCUAACGAUCAGUGGAGGAUCACCUUCUUGAACAACAACUACGAGCUGUGUGACACCUAUCCCAGCAUCCUGGUCGUCCCGUACACUGCCUCCGACGAGGACCUGCGCAGGGUGGCCACCUUCCGUUCUCGUGGCCGGAUUUCCGUGCUGUCGUGGAUACACCCAGAGAACCAGGCCGUGAUCACACGCUGCAGCCAGCCCCUGGUUGGCAUGGGGGGGAAACGUAACCGUGACGACGAGCGCUACCUGGAGCUCAUCCGCGCCACCAACAGGACGACCAGCAAGCUAACCAUCUUCGAUGCGCGGCCCAACGUCAACGCCGUCGCCAACAAGGCAGGAACUAAUCAGGGGGACAGAUCGUCUCUGUAUGUCUCUGUGUCUGCCUGCCUGUCUGUCUGUCUGCCUGUCUGGCUGCCUGCCUGCCUGUCUGCCUGCCUGUCUGCCUGCCUGCCUGCCUGUCUGCCUGUCUGCCUGCCUGCCUGCCUGUCUGCCUGCCUGCCUGCCUGCCUGCCUGCCUCUGUCCGUGUGCUUGUUUGUCUCUCUCUCUCCCUCUCUCUGUAUGUCUGCCUGUCUGUCUGCCUGCCUCUGUCCGUGUGCUUGUCUGUCUCUGUCUCUCUCUCUCUCUCCCUCUCUCUGUCUGUCUGCCUGCCUGUCUGCCUGCCUCUGUCCAUGUGCUUGUCUGUCUGUCUCUCUCCCUCUCUCUGUCUGCCUGCCUGUCUGCCUGCCUGUCUGUCUGCCUGCCUCUGUCCGUGUGCUUGUCUGUCUCUGUCUCUCUCUCUCCCUCUCUCUGUCUGUCUGCCUGUCUGUCUGCCUGUCUGUCUGCCUGUCUGUCUGCCUGCCUGCCUCUGUCCGUGUGCUUGUCUGUCUCUCUCUCUCUCUCUCUCCCUCUCUCUGUCUGUCUGCCGGUCUUUAUGGGCCUCAAACUGCUUGCAGGCCACAGGCGGUGGGUACGAGGGUGAAGAUGCUUACCAGAAUGCUGAGCUGGUGUUCCUGGACAUCCACAAUAUCCAUGUGAUGCGCGAGUCGCUAAAGAAGCUGAAGGACAUCGUGUACCCCAACGUGGAGGAGUCCCACUGGCUGUCCAGCUUGGAGUCCACACACUGGCUAGAGCACAUCAAGCUGGUGCUCUCGGGGGCCAUCCAGGUGGCAGACAGGAUCUCGUCAGGGAGCUCGGUGGUGGUGCACUGCAGCGACGGCUGGGACCGCACUGCCCAGCUGACCUCACUGGCCAUGCUCAUGCUGGACGGCUACUACCGCACGCUGAGGGGCUUCCAGGUCCUACUGGAGAAGGAGUGGCUCAGCUUCGGGCACAAGUUUGCGUCUAGGAUCGGCCAUGGCGAUAAGAACCACGCCGAUGCUGACCGCUCUCCCAUCUUCCUGCAGUUUGUGGAUUGCGUGUGGCAGAUGACCAAGCAGUUCCCCACAGCAUUCGAGUUCAACGAGCACUUCUUGGUGACCGUACUGGACCACUUAUACAGCUGCCGCUUUGGGACGUUCCUGUUCAACUGUGAGAGCUUGCGGGAAACUAGCGAGGUCAAGAAGAAGACUGUGUCCCUGUGGUCCUUCAUCAACAGCGAGGCGUCCUCCUACAGCAACCCCUUCUUCACGGUGGACCUCAGCCACGUGCUCUACCCUGUGGCCAGCAUGCGGCACCUGGAACUCUGGGUGUCCUACUACAUCCGGUGGAACCCGCGCAUCCGGCAGCAGCAGCAGAGUCCAAUGGAGCAGCGCUAUAAGGAGCUUCUGGCCCUUAAGGAGCAGUACCUGAAGAAGCUGGAGGAGCUCCAGCUUUCGGACCAGGCCCCACAGGUGUCAUCCCGGGGCCCACACCUGUCCAACAGCGCCGGCCCCUCCCCCAGCUCGCCCCCACCACGGGUCACGCGCCUGCAAACCCCCUUCUAAUGCUUAGCCCCGCCUCCGAGGAGUCUGACAUCAUGACGAUGUCGCCAGUAAUGACCAAAGCUGGGACGGCGACGGUAAUGAAACUACAGCGCAAUAAAUCACAGGACAGCCUUGGCGACGGCCAGAAGCCUUAAGAGGAGUGUGCGUCGUAUACAUGCUGGGGACGUGUGUGGCUUUACGGCCUUUAAUAAGCACCAGCCCCCUGCCCUGGGGUCCAGGAGGCCCCUCAGCCUGGACACUGACUGGUACCAUUUAAGGGAAAAAAAUAACGUUUAAUUUAUAUAGCAAUAAAUUAUACCAUAUAUAUGGUAUAAUUAUACGUAUUUAUAUAUAUAACUUUUUUGUUGCACCUUUUUCAGUAUUCAAUUAGGCUGCACUGCCUGGUAUUAGCAUUUUUAAACAUUUUAAUGCAGUGUGAUCUGCAUUGACUGCAGCAGGUGCUCUCCUCAGUGCCCUGGAUUCUCUGAAGUGUGUGGGAUGUGACUUCAGGUUGGUUUAAGUUUGUCAGAAGUGCAGGGAGUCUUUUGGGUAAGGGUUAGGUUAGAGUUAGGGUCAGAAGUGCAGGGAGUGUUUUUGGUGUUUCGCGUUUCCUGUCAUUCUCCUUAUAACUGACAUAGACUUUUUUGGAUCAAACCACAAAAGUUUUAAAUGCAUUGUUCAGCUGAGAAUAUAAAACAGUCUGAGCUCUGGCUUUUAUUAAUAUCUUGUUAAUUGGCCUUUCAGUAUCUGCUAAUGGUUACUAACGGAAUUUCAAACUGAGCUGCAAAAAACUAGGAUCCCCAUCCUAAACACCACUGACAUUUGGUUUCCUGUUUUCUUGACAUAUGAUCACUUGUUACCAGCUAAUCAUUUCAGCGAUUUUCCUGUCAUGCUACCAGCUUUUGGUAGUGAAUGCCUUAAGGUUUGAGUUCAUAUCUUUGCUUAUGAAAGAUCUCAGAACUGUAAAACUGAGAGUGGAGGUGUACUGUAAAAAUCCGAAGUUGCGCUGAAUACUGAAAGCGAGGACUACGAUCGUGGGUCGGUAGGCAGGGGGGGUUACGUUUCGCCGCAUGUGCCUUUUGCUGUCUGAGGUCUCCCUUAGAGCGACUCUUUGUAUGGAAACAUUAGCCACUGACUGACUACAGGGUCACCGACAAAGGCUCCCUGAAGCCCUUUCGUACUACGACGUCACCUGAGCUUUCACCGGCCGACAGUCAGCCGCUUCGUCUCAUUAGCGCCCUCUAGCUUGAAGUGCAGCAGGGGGCCAGUAAGAGUGAAUGGUGGGCCACCCCUCCCUUCCUUGGAAAGUUUCAUUUCUGCGUUUUUGACACUUUGACCUCAGUGAGGAUUUACAUGAAAUGAGCAAAGCAACAAAGAUAGUGAGUGGUUGGUUUUGGGGGAUGAAUGUUUUUACUUUGUGCAAGUACACUAAUUAUGUAAUUACCUCAGAAUGCCUAUUUUAUUGUUUAAUGUUAUGCUAUUGUAAAAUAUAAUAUUUUAUUUAGUGUAAAGCUCGGUGGUUUUACGAAAGAAUAAUGUUUAUUAACUUUAAUUAGCAGAAGCCUACUCCAUGCCUCGUCUCUCUGCCUUUGUGGAUGUGUGUGUUUGAUCCUUGCCUUACAGUAGGUCAGACGCCGCCACGCACUACAUGGCAAUGUAAAACAAGCCAUAAGGUAGAGAUUCCUGUCAGACCCCAGCUCUGCUGAGCUCUGCGGAGCUUUGGGUGAGGACACAUGCUGCUCGGCCUCAGACGAUGUGCCCUCUCAUAACCUGUGACCCGCACUCUUUCUCCACUACGUUGUCUUGUGUAAAAGUGGCUGACCAGUGCUACCAAAGCCGUGCUUUCCAGAGUUAGCCUACACAUGCUAGCAAACGCUUAGCUCGGCGCUUCUCGCACGUGCUCCCCCAGAACCUGCCUGGACUGCUGAAGGGCUUUGUUAGUUUAUUACUUGAACCAGACUGGCUGGUGUUGGACCAUGGGCGAGGAACAUGGAGGGAAUGCUUGGCACCUGGCGCUCCUUGCAGUGAUGUUGGAGACAUCGAUUGAAGGACAUUCUGUGUCUCGCUAAAUGUCCCUCGAGCAGACGGCUCGGCUGUUCGUUCUAAGGCUCGCAUCUUUUCCGUUUUUUGACUCCAUUCUGCUUCUUGUCGAUGAAAUGUUCGAAAGGGGUUAAUGUCUCUAAAUUAGACAGCAUAUUAACUCAUGUAACCUUGGCAACUGUCCUGGUAACCUGAAUCAACAAAUCAUUUUAUUACUGUUAUUUUAAUCACUUUUUAAAAGAAGCAAUAUGAAGUGAAGUAAUUUUAACUUUCCACAGGCAACUUGAAGCAUGGAUAGUGGUUGUCUGCACUGAGUGGAAUAAAAGUUCUGCUACAUUAGCUGGUUCUGCAUUAGUGCUAGUUGAUAUGUAGGCCUCACUUGACCUGGUUAAAAAGCUGCUUACUUGCACUACUUUCCAGACUCUCAAACCACGUUUUAUCAUUGUGUAUCAGAAGGAGACUAUUGUUAAGAGAGUGUGUGUGCGUGUGUUUUGUAAUGAAGGGAAUUGAAUCUAAGAUUUAAUAAAGAAUUAUAAAAUCCUUCA